AUGAGGAGGUCACCCCACCAUUUAAGUUCUCGUCCCAGCACAGAUUCGUCCACUGCACCACUCUUAGGUGAUAAUGACAAGGGUAACAAGUCAAGUGGAAGACAUAGGGAAAAGAUAUAUGCGAUCGGGUCAGGAAGACGGCAUCAAGCGACUAGUACUUCUGGAAAGAAAGAGGAGAAACCUCACAAUUCCGAAGAUUCCUACAGACGCAUCAAGACAUCCGACCAAAAAGCCCAUGAAGAAGAACAAGAGUCCUCCAAAGGCAAAAAAUAUCUCCUCGAUCCCGUUACGUUAUUGCGGUGCAAAAGUCAUCGAUCCGACAUAAGAAGUAAGAUCAGGUUAACCCAACGUUCUAUGGAAAUAGAAGAAAGAGAGAGUAUUACCGGAAGAAAUCCGUGGGAACACUGGAAAGGAUACAUCGAUAGGCUUGAAGAGCUGCAUAAGAAGAUCCUUGAACUUGAAAAGGCUGGUUAUUCACCACGGAAAGCCAACCGGGAGUUAGACAAGCUUUUGGAAAGCAACAAAGAUCUUUUCGCACCUUAG
Molecule: messenger RNA, 543 nt
Organism: Botrytis byssoidea
Lineage: Eukaryota; Fungi; Ascomycota; Leotiomycetes; Helotiales; Sclerotiniaceae
Exons: 1
Coding region: 1-543 (180 amino acids)
Source: RefSeq, a predicted model, not a curated record